GAGGGGGACGCCACAUUGGAGCGGCGAGGGGAGCGCUUCGAGCGGUGCCGGGCCGGGUACAGUUUGCGCCGCCGCUGCUCCUGCCGAGCUGCGCUCGCCUCGCUUCGCCGCGCCUCGGCCGGCUCUCUUCCCGGCCUCCGGCCGCCCUCCUUUCCUCCUCCGCUCGACACAUGCCGCUGCUCCCGGUCCGUGUCUAGCACCGCUGCCGGGCCCGGCGCUCCGAGGCGAGGGAGUGCGCGGCGGGCGGUAAGCGGUCGUCGGCGCGGCGCUCUGGCCGGGCCGUGAGGGUCGGAGGUGGGCGGGCGUGGAUGGAUCCCCGCGUGGCCUGGAUCCAGCCCGAGCAGAAAGGCCCCGCGAAUGCGCUGUGGAUGCAGAUCUGGGAGACCUCGCAGGGCGUGGGGGGCCGGGGCGGUGCCAGCUUUUCGCACUACCUCUGCCUUAACUCCCCGGCGCUGGACUCUGCCGUCGCCGCGUCCCCGCCCUGCGACCACAGCUGCGUGCGGCUCGGGGCACCCGGCGGCAGCGCCUGCUGCUCUUCCUCGCCGCCUUCACCUUCGCCUUCGCCUCCGGCCUUGCUGAACGGACUCGUUCCUGCUGCCACCGCCGGCUCUGCGGCCAUAAGCGGCGGCGAGGGAGGGCGGCGGCUGCAGAAGUCGCCUUCCGUGUCUUCCUCGUCCUCUUGUUCGUCGGUGGAGUCCGGCACCGAGAGCCCCGGCUUCUCCUCCUCGGGAUCGUGCAGCGGCGGCGGAGGCGGCGGCUCCUCCUCUUCCUCCUGUGGCCCCCGGGCGGCGGCGGUGGCUCCUCCCGGGCUACUGGGCAGCGGGGCCGGACCCGGGGAGUUCUUCAACUUCCACGAGAACAAAGUGAACGGUGUGAACGGGCACCACCAGCCCCCGCACCUGACGCGCAGCCCUCACCCGCCGCCGCCGGCGUCUCCCCAGCAGCAUCAGUACCACCCGGGACGUAGGAAACGAGAAAAUAAAGCCAGCACCUAUGGGAUGAAUUACUUGCUGUCCGGUAGUCGAGGUGUCGCCAUCAACAGCUCCCCGCACCAGCAGCGGCAGCCGCCUCAGCCAGCACUGCAGAGCCCCGGCACACCCUGGAAGACCAGGAAAUACAGCCCCGGCGUGCAGGGCCUACAUGAAGAAAUAAUUGACUUCUAUGACUUCAUGUCCCCUUGUCCUGAAGAAGCAGCUAUGAGAAGAGAAGUGGUAAAAAGAAUAGAAACGGUCAUCAAAGAUCUUUGGCCUACAGCUGAUGUCCAGAUAUUUGGCAGCUUUAGUACAGGGCUUUAUCUUCCAACUAGUGAUAUUGAUCUAGUUGUUUUUGGGAAGUGGGAACGACCCCCUUUACAGCUGCUGGAGCAAGCACUGAGGAAACACAAUGUGGCUGAGCCCUAUUCCAUUAAAGUACUUGAUAAAGCUACGGUACCAAUAAUAAAACUUACUGACCAGGAAACAGAAGUGAAAGUCGACAUCAGUUUUAAUGUAGAAACUGGUGUGAAGGCAGCUCGAUUUAUCAAGGAAUACAUGAAGAAAUAUUCUUUGCUUCCUUACUUGAUUUUAGUAUUAAAGCAGUUCCUCCUACAGAGGGACUUGAAUGAAGUUUUUACUGGUGGAAUUAGCUCUUACAGCCUAAUUUUAAUGGCAAUCAGUUUCCUGCAGCUGCAUCCAAGAAUUGAUGCUAGAAGAGCUGAUGAAAACCUUGGAAUGCUUCUGAUAGAAUUUUUUGAACUCUAUGGAAGGAAUUUUAACUACUUGAAAACUGGUAUUAGAAUAAAAAAUGGAGGUGCCUAUAUUGCCAAAGAAGAAAUCAUGAAAGUCAUGACUAAUGGAUACAGACCAUCCAUGCUAUGUAUUGAAGAUCCUCUUCUGCCUGGAAACGACGUUGGCAGAAGUUCUUACGGUGCCAUGCAAGUGAAACAAGUUUUUGAUUAUGCCUACAUUGUUCUUAGCCAUGCAGUAUCACCACUUGCAAGAUCAUAUCCAAAUAGAGAUUCUGAGAGCACAUUAGGUAGAAUCAUCAAAGUGACCCAAGAAGUGAUUGACUACAGGGCCUGGAUUAAAAAGAAGUGGGGGAGCAAAAUUAAUAUAUCACCUGAACUUGAUAAUAGGUUGAAAAUAAGAGACAAGCUAGCUCCGUGCAAUGGAGAGCAGCAGCAGAACAGGGACUCGGAAGCGUCUUACAACCAACGCUUGACUUUGUCAUUGGCUGGCACACAGCAGCUGUCCUCUGGUUCUUCUGCCUCUUCUGUGUCAUCACUCUCCAGCAGUGACAUUGAUUCUGAUACUCCACCUUGCACAGCUCCUAAUGUUUACCAGUUCAGUCUGCAAGCAGCGACUCAGCUUAUGGCCACUUUACCACCCGCAUUGCCUAUGCCAAGGGGUAAACCCCAAUCUGCGCCUACGAGAACCUUGCUAAUGGCCGCCAGUAAUCAGCAGCACAGUGGAAUGAAGUUUUCCAUGAAAGGAACUCAUAACCAAGGCAACAGCUACAGCCCUGUCAGCAGUGGAGGCAUGAGGCAACCGGUUGGUAACCGAGGACACCACCAGUACAAUCGUAAUAUAUGGAGAAGGAAAAAACACAGGGACAGCUUGCCCAUUAGUCUGAGCAGAUAAUGGCAGGUGCCAAAAUGACCUUCCCUGCUCAGACAAACCGAGCGAGUGCCACUCGAGGGAUGGAGACCAGCGUCCAGCACAUCGUUUUAUUGGUGUUGCCAAAUAUCUGCCGCUGACUUCUUUGCAUGUUUCUUUGUGUGGUGGUUCAGUCCAUCUUCAAGAAGUAGUUGUGCUUAUCUGUGAAGCCUUAUUAAAUGUGGAAGUUUGUUUUCUGCCUUCCCACAACGGUUCAUCCAGUGCCGAAGCAGCUCUGACAGUGGAACUGCAAGGACAUUUACGAAUGCUGUGGCGUUUUUGCUGUGGCUACAUCUGUUCCUUUGUGGGUUCAGUUUCCUUUUGGUUUAGAAGUGAAAGAAACUUCAGCCCCCUGGAAUUUUGGUUUGUUUUUUUUUUCUUCUUUGCAGCAAAUCAAGUUGGGAAUCCAUAAAUUUGCUGCUCUUCUGGGUUUGUUUUUUUGUGUUUCACAGCUCAGAAUUGUUUUGCUCUGUAAAUACUGGAAGUCUAAUUUGUGCAAUAACUUGGAGUUUUUAAUUUAAUUUCCUAUUGUCACCUAAGUUAUAUUUAAGGGGAAGAGUUUUGGGUUCGUGGGUUUCUUUUUUUUUUUUUUUUUUUUUUUAAUUUCCAGAUCCUUUCCCAGGUUGCAUUAUCUAAGUUGGGUUCAUAGUUUUGGCAGGUUGUCUGAGCAGUGUUACAAACAUGAUAUUUGGUCAUAUUCGAGGCUUCUGGGUUGGCAGUGAGAGCGCCAUCGGCUUUUGGUUUUAAGGAAGUACUAAGCUCCAAAGCGUUUUGACCCUGUGUUUUUUAAGCUCAUUGUCUGGCCUCUAUCAAUUGUCUUGCUCUGACCGAUGAGUUUUAAUUUUAUCCUUUUAACUAAACGAUGAAUUCAGCAGUUGUAGUACCAGAAGUAAAACUUCAAGGAGGGGGAGGAGGAAGAAGGUUGGUUCGAGCCCCGAUGCGGAGCAGAGGUUGUGAAUUCCACGCUUUGAUCCAUUUUUAGCGACGUAACCUGUUAACGUUUGGGUUCAAACAAUGUUAGUCAAUAGCGGUACCCGGCUUAAGGAAUGUGGAGAAAGGAAAUAUGUUGAUUCCAUUAAGGAAUCUGUAUAGCAGUAUGCAUUAGUUCUGUUAAGAGCAAACCUAUACAAAGUACUUCAGCUGCUCCAAGCAUUACGGGAAGUAUCUUUUAAUGUCUUGCGGGAGAGCACAGCCCGGUGUGGUACGCGGUGUGAGUGGCUGGCACUUAAUUUACAGAUGCAUACAGGUAUACUAUGCAAGUGUGUAUUGCCAUGACAAACACUGUCUUUAACUUUUUGGAAUAUGUACAUCCUGCCUAACCCUGAGUUUUUACAGCACCACAGUUGUCCUGGGAGUAGGUCACAUCUCAUGCCCUCUGACUUCCUGUGUUUUUACUGAGAGUUCUUAAGCUGUAUAGAAAAUUACAGAUCAGUUCUGUAAGUCCACUGGCGGAGAGAACUGAAGACUCCUGUUAACAGGACAUCUAUACUGUGUACAGAGGUAGAAGGUUUUAAAACUGAUAUCUGACUAUUAAAAUGAGGUGUUGAGCAUGAAGCUUUUUAAUAUACUGUAAGCCUUCGGAGCAGAAGUAGUUCAUGUUAUUACUGAAUCUGUCAAACACAAGCAGGUCCUUGAGGGGAGAGAGGGCAACAUUCCAGAGUAGAGUAGUGCAUAUCUGUUUGCAAAACAAAAAGUUUGUCUUAAAUGCUCCAGACUCAUCACAAUUGAAAAGUUUUAAACAUGGUGAGCUGUUUCAUCAAUACUAUCUAAGGGCUGUUACAUGAGCCUGUACUGCUUAGUCUUCACACACUAGCAAUAUUGAGCAUCACUACAUUAAAGAGCCCUCAGGGGCUUCAGUUGGUGUCUUAUACUAGCGUCCAUUUUGAAGCAGAACUCAUCUGAAAAGUGGUAUCAUGUAACACUUCAGUCAUGGUGAACCAAAUAAAUUGGCCUGGCUAUCACUGUGGUUAUGUGCUACAGGUUUAAAAAUGUUUGAAUUUUUUGUGUGGACAACUACGUGGAAGCUAAAAUUGACAUAUUUUUAUGUAAAGUUUUCUAUUCUUUGAUUUUUAAUAAACUUUGGAGACCAGUCA
This is a messenger RNA of Pogoniulus pusillus (Red-fronted tinkerbird), 4726 nucleotides long. It is a transcript of the gene TENT4A, whose product is annotated as terminal nucleotidyltransferase 4A. Gene Ontology annotation, molecular function: poly(A) RNA polymerase activity; mRNA binding. Bases 309 to 2618 code for a protein of 769 amino acids. NCBI's taxonomy places the organism in Eukaryota, Metazoa, Chordata, Aves, Piciformes, Lybiidae. Gene Ontology annotation, cellular component: nucleolus; TRAMP complex. Gene Ontology annotation, biological process: RNA 3'-end processing. The record is from RefSeq and is a predicted model, not a curated record. The transcript has 12 exons.